UGUGGCUGAGCUGGGCGCCUGUCAGCUCCAGACAAUACACUGAAGAUAUAGAGAUGUGUUUACUGCUGGGACACACACACACACACACACACACACACACACACACACACACAUACACAGACACAGAGAGAGAGAGAGAGACUUCCACCUUGACCUUUCACCCGACUGUAACCGUCCUUCCUGGUUCAGGCAUUUCUUUACCCUUUCUUCCAAAGAACAGGGAGUUUUGUCUUGUGCUAUUAUCUUUGUGUUCACAGCUUCGCGACUGUACGUCCCGACUUCCCACAGCUGCCAGCAACACUACUUUACUUUAUCCAGACUGCAGCGGGAAAUGUAUUGACUCUCAAAGUGCUUGGGUGGCGGGUUCACAUGACACAUGAUGCAGCAAAUGCAGGACGUCGUAGAGUAUGACAAGCAGGACAACUUCUUCUGAAACACUGAGCAGCCGACACACAUUUUCCUGACAUGUUGAACUGUAAUCUCUUUGGUGACAGCACCAUCGACUCAGAAUGGGACUCUGGUCAUAACGGUGAUCUCGUGGUCUGCUUUUGCCAUAAAAGUUUCAAGGAUCGCACCUGUUGGUGAACUUAAAAAGUUAUGUUUCCGUUGCAGGAUCGGUUCACUAUGGGCAAAUCGGUACGUUUCCUUGUUGCCGUUUCUGUGAGGGUUGCUGUUGAACAGAUAUUUCUUGCGGGGAAAACGUUCAAGGAAGCCCUUGAUCAUGGACAAUUCCAUAGACACCAUGAGCCUGCACAGUGGUCCAGUGGAAGCUCGUGUUUCAGUGGUCGCAGGCAGUUCCUGUGGAGACAGCGCAGACUGAUUUGUGCGAGUGUGUGUUUGGGUUUGUGCAGUUGGAAUUGGGCGGUGGGCCUGCAACACACACAUCACCUUCAGCUGUUGCGGUGGUCCUACGUGCACACACACACACACGCACGCACACACACACGCGCACACACACACAGAGAGCAGCCAGCAGGGGAGCCGCCCGUUGCUCUGUCAGGACAUAACUCUGGCGUGCUGUUAUCAUUAAUACACAGUAUUAUUCUGGAGUAUCAUAUCACUUGUUAUUAUGGUGACUUAAGAAGCUCGUUUACCAAACAAUGAGUUUACACGUAGCUCAUUCCAUUCCUUCCUUCAUUGUAUGUUGCGCUGGAAAAAAAAAAGAAGAAGCAUCAGCCCUGUUCCUAAAAUGUAAACGUCAUGUAAAAUAAACUCAGUCUGAUGAUCAGUCUGUCUUAAACAAGUGCCGCGACACAUCUGACUCCAUGUUUAGGCCUGUGAAUCGCACCAGUUUAGUAGCAGACGUGUCACGUGACGCUUCCCCGGGACGGCAGAGCUAUUUUCUCCGCAGUGUGUAACACUUUCCUAAAUUUGGUCGAUGUACUUGUACGGCAGCAGGUUCCUGCCCCCGCAACGCCACACUGGCAAAGCAUUGUCUUAAACGUCUCAGAUAUUACAUUUACAACUAUGGGGGAUUCGGCCAGCUGCUCCCGAAUAAUCUUCCGGGUUUCCUUUUAAACACACUGGCCACUACCGUGUAUACCGAACCGUGUGUGCGUGUGUGCGUGUGUGCGUGUGUGUGUAAAUCUCUGUGAUGUGGUCGAAUUGUCUUGAGUGGGUUGAAGAACAGUACUGUUCCUUUGAAGAACUUGGAAGAACAUUUUGUUUCUAAGAAUUUCAGGUCCUGCUGACACACACACACACACACACACUCACACACACAGCAUGCUUUGAUACCUUCAGAGGGCUUUGAUAAUAAAUGUGACAGUGCUUCUGGCACGUACAACAGAACACGGCUACUUCUCUAGUGAACAUGAUAAAAAUCACAGUUUUAUCAUCAAUCUAAUGGUAAUCAUUGCUCCUCCCUAAAAAUCCUCAAAUUUGAUUUUUAUGCCUAUAGAUUUUACCACUUGAGUUCAAGUAUCGCUGAAGCAUAACACGAGAGUCGUGAUAUCAACCACGGAGCGUUAUGGCAGUUAUAAGUACACAGUGGCCAGGCAGCAGACGCAAAGGAUUGUGGGACAUAAAUAUCAGUCAGAGCCACGUGAGAACUAAUCUGUGAUUGAUUUUUUGUUGUGUGUGUGUGUGUGUGUGUGUGUGUGCGCGUGUGUGUGUGUGUGUGUGUGUACAACAGCGCGGUCACGCUGCAGUGUAUCAGUGUUGCCUCCCUUAUCACUUCCCUGCAGCUCCACUGCCUCUGGACAGCGUCUCUCCACGCCACUGCUCAAUCACGGCAGAUGUAUUUAUUUACCACAUGUGAAUGCGCUACUCACUUGUGGCGAUGUUUUUGGUACAAAAUUAAGUCAUUUUUUUAUUCUUUGAAGGAUCAUUUUUAGGGACAUCCUCGAGUGUAGACUCUUGUCGCUGUCAUCGCUGGUGGUCCGUCACCCCAGACGAUGUUUUCAUUUUCCUGUAAUUGUGAUUUUUUUUUUCCACUAUAAAGACUCAUGAAGCAUUAAUUUGCAAGCGGCACUGAAAGUACAGUUAAACAAAGUGCCAUCAUGUGCUUCAGCAAUGCAGCGUUAAUGAUCUUAUGAAGUGGUGGUGUCACCCUUGACCCUAAGUGACCUGGCCGGCUCCAGCUCUGCUGGCAUGGGAACGUCUGGGACUCUUUUAGGACUCGACGAUUCAGUUGUCACUGAUCUGGAAGUGUCAAAUCUUGACAUUUGACAUCAGGGUAUAAUAAAGGUCUUCAUGGAUAUUUUAGAAUUUGUGAGUAAACAUUGUUCAAAUCUUCUUUUCAGUGGUUCAAAAUAGAUCAGAGUGUAAUAAUAAGUACACGAGUAUCUUUAAUAAAAAUUGAUGUAGGGGUUGUUGUAAAUGUAAUUAAACCAGCGAAAUACAUGGUACAAAUAUAUGAAGAAGUGUGGCAGUAUAAACAUUUGAGCACGGACACAGUGCAAAGUAACAGACCUGCUCGAAUAUGAAUGUCGAUCUUUAAAUUGCCAAGAUGUAAAAUGCAAGAGACCUACUGAGUGCAAGGUCACUCAUUAAACCGGAACAGAAAGAAAAAAAAAAAAGAACUCUGAAAGAAUGCUUAAUGAAACUACCUGAGUCAAAUCUUAGCUCAAUUGUAACUUUCAUUGGCAAGAAAAAGUUUAGGUUUCUUUGAAUCCCACUCUCGUAGGGGAAAGUAUUUUGUUCCCCUGAAACAUCGGGCAUCGUUCGGGAAACAGCGUAGCUCCAAAAAUGGAGCAAAGAAAUAUUUGCGCAUAGAGUUUGCGCACUGAUCCCUCAUGUGAUUGACUAAAUGUCAAUCACAUGAGGGAUCAAGCCGUGUCCCACCGUGAGGGACGCAUGGAGCCUCUUUGUGAAGAAUUACAUCCUGCCCCCGAAGAUGAUGAGCAAACCACACGCACGUUAUUGUUAUUGCCAUGGUCAAACCUUCGAGUGAAUCACUCUCCUCCAUCAUAUCGGAGGCGGGCGGUGUCGACCGGAUCAAGUCGGCUCCAUAUCAUGGUCGGACAUGGGAAGUGUCCCGUCUUAUCUCCCACUCCUCUCCCUCACCCUCUCUCUCACUCUCCGUCCCUCUCCUGGCAUCCACUGAAAGCCGACUCCCUCCCUCCCUCCCUCCCUCCCUCCGCUCCUUCCUCACUGUAUGUAUUUCCUACCCUGACACACACACACACACGCACACACACACACUUCACACACUCCCACCUACAUACAGUAGUCACCGCUUUCUCUAACUCCCUAUCCAUAUCUCUUUUUUUGGUCAAAUCCACACAUGCACACGCGCACGUGCACACUGCUGCGUGUGUUUUCCGUCCGAUGGCUCUCCAAUGAGGCGCUUCGUUGGCCGGGUGUUGGAGCGGCUGGCGCUUCUGUCCAAAAACCUCCAACUGAGUAAAUGCAGGAAACCGAGGAAGACGGUGGGAAGCGGGAAAACCAAACCAUCGGUGAUCCUGACGGUUUACCUCAAUGACACCCAGCAGAUGCUCACCGAGGUUCCGGUUACUCCAGCAACCAGAGUGUUCGAUGUGGUUGAAUACUGCAAAGAGGCCGGCGAGGGCGAAUGUCACUUAGCCGAAUUAUGGAAUGGACAUGAGCGAGUCCUCCCUCAGGAGGUGUUAUUGCUGGACCUCCUUCAGCAGUGGGGGGCCAGGAGGCCGGAGGUCAGCUUCUACCUCCGACACUGCCCCUCCUGGGCACAAGGAGGCCAGCCACCGUUGGAGCAAAGCUGGACCUCGGAAGCAACGGACAGCGCAAACGACAUGGUUCCCCGUGUUGAGCUGACCCUCUCGGAGCUCCAGGAAAUGGCGACAAGACAACAGCAACAAAUAGAGGCUCAGCAACAGAUGUUGGUCGCCAAGGAGCAGAGACUGAAGUAUCUUCAGCACGGAGGCAGAUCUAACCAGGGACAGACACAGUCUGAAGCUGAGAAGCUGCAGCGGCUGAAGGAGCGAGUGGAGACUCAGGAGGCGAAGCUGAAGAAGAUCCGAGCCAUGAGGGGACAAGUGGACUACAGUAAACUGAUCAACGGAAACCUCUCUGCAGAGAUUGACCACGUCAGCAGCCUGUUUCAGGAGAAGCAGGCGGAGCUGCAGACUGCAGUGAUCAGAGUCGACCAGCUGACUCAGCAGUUGGAGGAUUUGAGGAGAGGGCGCCUUCAGUUACACUCUGUCGCACCGACUCCGGGGGCACCCACUGGGUGCCAUGGCGCUGCCACUGGCCAGAAAGGGUCACCGCUGUCCGGCCCUGCAGCCCUGGAGCUGAGGAAGCUCUAUCAGGAGCUGCAGGCUCGUAACCGCCAUAACCUGGAGCAGAGCAGCAAGCUGGCCCAGAACAAGGAGCUGCUGAACAAGAGGAAUGCCCAGGUGACAGUGAUGGAUCAACGCAUCGGAGACCUGAGGGAACGACUGCACAAGAAGAGAGCUGAAUUAUGUCGUAUGAAUGGAGGAGGCCUGUCCUCCCCUCAACCCUCUUCCCACCCCGGCGGUGGGGUUUUGGGUCGCGUGGCGGCCGUCUGCCCCUACAUCCAAGUUCCAACCGAGGGGAGACAGGAGGCGGGGUACCCCCUGGCAGCUGACCCGCCACCCAAACCCACCCCGCUCAGCCAUAUCCGCUCCCUCUCAGCCAAUGAAGCAUCGUGGCCUACCAUCAGUAAGAGUGCGUCCGAUUGGAGGACCAACAGUCCAGAACAGCAUCCCUCUGGUUAUGGUACCUACCCCAGUGCCACCCACCAGGCAGCGGGCCACCACUGUGCCACCAGCUCCCUGCCCCGCUCUGCCCCUGGUACACUUGGUUGGCCUCGAUCUAGUCUUGCUAAAGCCACGUCAUCCUCCUCCUGCUCAUCAUCAUCAUCCUCCUCACAGCUAAUACAACAGCGUAUCUCAGUCCCCCCUAAUUCAAGCAAAGGUUCUGCCACCACCUCCCAGCCCUCUCCACUGUCCCCACAGACAGAGCGAACGGAUCCCCCUCCAGCUGUGGCCGUACGCCCCUACGUCCCGGACCAUCCCUCCAGGCCCCAGUCGCCCAGGAAGGGUCCCGCCACUAUGAACAGCAGCUCCAUCUACAGCAUGUACCUCCAGCAGCCUCAGGCUAAAAACUAUGGAUCUCUCAGCAACAGAACUACAGUCAAAGCAGUCUAUGGCAAACCCAUCCUCCCCACGUCUUCGACCUCUCCGUCCCCUGUCCCUUUCCUCCAGGGAGGAGGUGGAGGUGUGAGAGCAGGAGGAGAGGAUGUAACAGAUAAGGAAGGGGGAAAAGGAGGAGGAGAGAGCAGCGACGGUCAAGUCCUCCCUCCACCGAGCGUGGAUAACAUCCCUCGUCCCCUCAGUCCCACGAAGCUCACCCCUGUUGCCCACUCCCAGCUACGUUACCAGAGCGAUGCAGACCUCGAGGUCCUCCGCCGACGCCUCAGCAAUGCUCCACGGCCGCUUAAGAAACGGAGCUCAAUCACUGAACCCGAGGGCCCGCAGGGGCCCAACAUCCAGAAACUGCUGUACCAGAGGUUUAACACACUGGCGGGAGGCAUGGAAGGAGGCUCAGGCAACACUUUCUACCAGCCCGACUGCCUUCUGGGUGACAUGGACAAUAUCCACUCAGCCAAUGGGAAUGUAGAACCUGGUGACAAGCACAUCAGCACGGCAGCUGUGGAGGGCCAAGUUCAGAACCUGAACUUGGACUCCCGACGCUUGUCCCCUCCUUCUGUUACCAUAGAGACACCCAAAGAGACAAAAACGACAACAGAAUCUACCCACAAUGUCUCUCGGUCGCCUCAACCCAGCCCACCCCCUGCACCGGACAGGCCAGAGGACCAGAACAAUAACAACCAGAGAGGAUCUAGUCCAGCCCAGAACUCUAUUAGCCCGGCAUCUCCAUCACCUCCUGCACCGCCUUCACUACCAAAGGUGAAGCGAACCAACCUGAAGAAGCCGUCAUCAGAGCGGACCGGCCAUGGCCUCCGAGUCAAGUUUAACCCUCUAGCUCUGCUGCUGGACGCGUCGUUAGAGGGAGAGUUUGAUCUGGUGCAGAGAAUUAUCUAUGAGGUGGAAAACCCCAGUAUGCCUAAUGAUGAAGGCAUAACUCCUCUUCAUAAUGCCGUCUGUGCCGGACAUCACCAUAUUGUCAAGUUCCUGCUGGACUUCGGAGUGAACGUGAACGCAGCUGACAGUGAUGGAUGGACUCCCCUGCACUGCGCGGCCUCAUGCAACAGCGUCCACCUCUGUAAGAUGCUGGUGGAGUCCGGGGCGGCCAUUUUCGCAACGACAAUUAGCGACGUCGAAACGGCAGCGGACAAAUGUGAAGAAAUGGAGGAGGGCUACACACAGUGUUCUCAGUUUCUCUACGGUGUACAGGAAAAGUUGGGAGUGAUGAACAAAGGCUUGGUCUACGCUCUCUGGGACUACACGGCCCAGCAGGCCGAUGAGCUUUCCUUCAGCGAGAGCGACGGCCUCACUGUGCUCCGCCGGCGUGACGAGACCGAGACAGAGUGGUGGUGGGCGCGGCUUAAUGACCGGGAGGGAUACGUACCCAGGAACCUGCUGGGGCUGUAUCCAAGGAUCAAACCCAGACAACGCUCGCUGGCAUAAAGCCCAGAUCGGGGCCCACGUGCACGCAGAGAAGAAGAAGAUGAGCUGAAGCUGCAUGAGGGCGACCACAUCAGCCGAGGAAGAAAGAACAAAGGAUGGAGGCAGUCAAGAGGCUGAGAGAGAAAAGAAAAAAAAGAAACAAAGAUGGAGGUCAAAGUUUUGUUGGAUAUUUUCUGGCGUUGUUUGGAUGAAAUGCUGGAGCAACACAGCCAGGUCACGUGGAAUCAUGAUAUAUAUUUUUUACGGAGUUGCUGCUGCAGAGUAAAGGAAAUUUGCCUGAAUCGUAUAUUUUGAGCAACGGUAGCUUGACAACUUCACUGGAGUUCAGCUGCAUGACAGAAGCUGAGUAGAAAAAGAAAAAAGAAAUCACCAAAAUGUCCUUAUCUUUUUGGAUGCAGCUUCAACAUCCCCCUCAGUUCUCUUAGGGAACCGUAAGGCUUCAUCUUACAUUUCUCAAGUCAUCUUGAUCUAUGAAUGUCUCUUUUAUGUACAGUGUUUAUAAAAAAAACACACACACACAGCAGGAUCUUCAUAAAGCCAAACUCAUAAACUGCAUAGAAAUUGGAUGUGGCUUUUCUCAAUGGAAAUGUAUGGUAUGAUAUUGGAGAACUCUUCCACUCUAUGUUGUGGAGGUUUUAGAGGCAGUAAAUUUACAGGUUGGAUCGAGGAAGAGUAUGUGUGAGAUGAGACGUGUGAAAGUGAGGUUGGAGAAGGGAAAGUGAGAUGAGAGCACAGAUGAACGUGUGGUAAAGCAAGUCAGGUGUGGUCAGCACUGUGGCUAUUGAUCAGUUGAGCAGUUAUAGGCAAUGUUAGUCUGAGGACGUUGGAAACGCAGUCAUGUUUGAUGCAUGGUACAAUAGCUGAGAUCCACAUCAGCCCACAGAAGCACCAGAUGUUCACAACAGAAUAUAAUAGCAUGGUUUUACAAAAAAAAAAGAAGAAGAAAAAAAAAGGUUUGAACUGAUAUCAGAAGAUUUUUCGAUCUGAUGUAAAAAGCAUCUGUGAACCAUUACUGACGUCUCAACCUUUGAGUAUUUUUUCAUUUGUCUUGACUCAGCGCUGGUGCAUGCUGGCAUGUCAACAUCUAUUAAACUGCAAAAUGGUUGCUGGACAGGAGAAAGGAAGGGAAAAAAGGGAUUGUCGUCGUUGAGAAACCAAACUAUGAAAAAAAAAACGAGUUUAAAGGUUAGGGAUAAGGAAUAAGGAAUUGAAUGGACAAUAGUUUUCUUUACAUGAGCGAAAAAACCUCUGCUAGUCUUUACACAUCGCCACAUAAAACUCGGUCUUACACUCAGAUAAAGCUUCGAACAACAGCUGUGUGUUUAGUGAUUCAGUAUUCAACAGUCCACUGUUCAAUUAUCCAUAUAAAAGCUCAAGUGGCUACUCAAUUUUUAUUUAAGAUUACUCUGUCUUAGAUAAAAUGUCUUUUAAAAAAUCAAGUAAAUGACCUAUUGUAAACUCAGUCUCAUCCAUGCGCCACACACCAGAGUCUAAAAGGCUGAGAAUAUAUAUAUAUAUAUUCUGUGACUGAAUGAAGUAUCUAAAGUGUAAACCACUUGACUUUUUGUCAUUUCAUUUUAUUCUAUUUCAUUUUCAUGUUUAAAUAUUUCAGUAGUUGUAUUAAAUGUAUUAUUAUAUUAUGAUUUGUUUGGUUUUAAGUUGUUUUUUAUUAUUAUUAUUAUUGUUACCAUUAUUCUUAAUAUGAAUAUUGUUAUCAUUAUUAGGACACCCUGCUUUUGUUUUUCAUUUCGUCAGAGCUGGCACCUCUCACUGCUGCCACCUAGUGUACAGAAAGGGUUUGACACCAAAUAAAGCGUCAUUUCCUUCAAAAACAUGCUGUGUAAGAUACGAAGCAAUACAUUGAGUGAAGUCUGACGUGAGAAUGGCUCGUUUUCUUCUGAGGAGUGUGUACCAUUACUUUGUGCAUACGCCAUAAACUACACAGCUAAUGUACAUUAAUAAUAAAGAACGUAUAAUCCCUACAGAGAAUCAAA
Messenger RNA from Scophthalmus maximus (turbot), 9028 nucleotides. RefSeq names its product apoptosis-stimulating of p53 protein 1-like. The transcript is spliced from 23 exons. Gene Ontology annotation, cellular component: nucleus. Gene Ontology annotation, molecular function: p53 binding. Lineage: Eukaryota; Metazoa; Chordata; Actinopteri; Pleuronectiformes; Scophthalmidae. Gene Ontology annotation, biological process: regulation of apoptotic process. Bases 3783 to 7034 code for a protein of 1083 amino acids. The record is from RefSeq and is a predicted model, not a curated record.